AUGACUGGAAAAGAAUGUCGCGAGAGUGAAACUUCCAGCGGAACCAGUGAAUCUGACUCGUCUUCUGACGGAGAAGAGGAUACUAGUCCACAGAAUGACACAGUGUUCAACAAAUACACCAUGGCCGGUGAGAUCACCAACACCGUGUUGAAGGUAAUUUUUAUUUUGAUUGGUAUAUUGUUGUUUAGGAAGUUAUCGCUCAAGUGAAGGAGGGAGUUACUGUUGGAGAACUGUGCGAUCUUGGAGACAAGAGAAUUGGUGAAUUGACCGGCAAGUUGUUCAAGAAAAACCCCAAAGUUAGCAAGGGUAUUGCCAUGCCAACUUGUGUGUCAGUGGACAACAUUGUCUGCCACUAUUCUCCAUUAAGGAGCGAAGAUGCUGUCACCUUGAAGGCUGGUCAGGUUGUAAAGAUCGACUUGGGAACACAUGUUGAUGGAUUCACUGCCCAGGCGGCUCACACUGUUGUUGUUGGAGCUUCCAAGGUGUGUAUUUUUAGAUAUUUGUUUCUUUUUAAAUAUUAUAAUGUUCUUGAUGUCUUUUAACUUUUAACUAUGUCUUGAAUUAUGAAGAAAGUAUUGUUUUUAGGUAUGUAAGCGAUAAAACAUAACCGGUUUUUUGCGACGAGUAAUAAUUUUUUUCUUGCAGGACAACAAAGUUACUGGCAAAACAGCAAAUGUUAUCCUCGGAGCUUACAAUGCUUUGGAAGCUGCCCUCAGAUACCUAAACCCAAACAAGGAGAAAUCGAGUCAAGAUGUAACUGAUGUUAUUGACAAAGUGACCAAAAUAUACGAGGUAAAGCCUGUGGAGAACAUGCUCUCACACCAGUAUGACAAAUAUAAGAUUUCUGGAGAAAAGCAACUGAUCCAAAACCCAACUGAUGAUCAGAAGACGAAAGUGGAGAAGUUCAAGUUUGAAAACUACGAAGUUUAUGGCUUGGAUAUCUUGAUCACGACAGGAGAUGGUAAGUGUUAUAUUAAUAUGCGGAUGUUUUGGAUUUAAAUUUCAAAAAUAUUUUUACGCGAAAACGGAUGAAGACUAUGGGGUUCGUGGAGUAUUUUCGGCACUUUUGUUUGAAGUAGUCUGGAUUAAAUUUACUUUUUAACUUCAUUUAUUUGGUUUUAGGUAAGGUGAAACAACACGACACUCGCACCACCGUUUUCAAAAAGAACGAUGACUUUGUUUACUCGUUGAAGAUGAAGAUCUCCCGUGCCUUCUUGACCGAUGCCACCAAGCGAUUCCAGAACUUCCCCUUCUCUUUACGAUCGUUCGAAGAAGAAUCCAAGGCCAAAUUGGGAAGUGUUGAGUGCUCGAACCACGGUCUUCUACAACCCUACCACGUUUUAGUUGAUAAGGACACCGAAGUUGUCGCCCACUUCAAGGCUACCGCUGUUAUCCUCCCGAAUGGUAUCAUCAAGUUGUCUGGAUUGCCUUUGGAGACAGAUUUGUAUCAAACUGAUGUCAAGAUCGAAGACAAGGCACUGGCAGCUCUAUUACAAGAAAGCCUAAAGCCCAAGAAGAAGAAGGCUGCUGCUAAGAAAACCGAAGCCAAGUAA
Bursaphelenchus okinawaensis is the source of this 1553-nucleotide messenger RNA. The record is from the annotation of a GenBank genome assembly. NCBI's taxonomy places the organism in Eukaryota, Metazoa, Nematoda, Chromadorea, Rhabditida, Aphelenchoididae.